AUGGCAGAGGACACAAUAUAUGAUGCUUGCAGUGGGAACAUUAAACACAAACAUCAUUCAAAAAAAGAUCUUCCAGCAAGUGCGGACGAAAUAUUAGCAUUCAAAUUGAAUCAUGAAAUUCCUAUCCCUUACAAAAGUAGAGAGGAAUUGGAUGAAAUCGCUUCAAUAGAUGCAACAGAAAAUAUUUACAGAGGUUCCUUAAUUCCACAAGUUGAUUUGAAAGUAUUACAUUAUUAUGCAUCUCAGUUAUGUUUAUUAAAAUAUCCGGAGUUAUCAAACAGAAUGGACGAAACUGCUUUGAUAACACUAGGCUUACUUGUUGAACAAUGGGUAGAAGAUUAUUUGACUACAGAAGCUUCAUCAAUUAUCGAGAAACAGGUAGAAUCUGAGGAAGAAGAGAAAGAUACAGAUAAUAAUGGCGUUAAUCUUGAAACGAAAAUCCGUACAGGCCCAUCUAGAACAAUUUCAAAAGGUACUGAUAUCAAAGAUGAAUCAGUUGAUAUAUAA
Messenger RNA from Henningerozyma blattae CBS 6284, 507 nucleotides. RefSeq names its product Rrn10p (gene RRN10). NCBI's taxonomy places the organism in Eukaryota, Fungi, Ascomycota, Saccharomycetes, Saccharomycetales, Saccharomycetaceae. Gene Ontology annotation, molecular function: RNA polymerase I cis-regulatory region sequence-specific DNA binding. The record is from RefSeq and is a predicted model, not a curated record. Bases 1 to 507 code for a protein of 168 amino acids. Gene Ontology annotation, cellular component: RNA polymerase I upstream activating factor complex. Gene Ontology annotation, biological process: nucleolar large rRNA transcription by RNA polymerase I. The transcript has a single exon.